Rosa chinensis is the source of this 2390-nucleotide messenger RNA. Its product is annotated as probable folate-biopterin transporter 7. Bases 848 to 2179 code for a protein of 443 amino acids. The transcript is spliced from 2 exons. The record is from RefSeq and is a predicted model, not a curated record. NCBI's taxonomy places the organism in Eukaryota, Viridiplantae, Streptophyta, Magnoliopsida, Rosales, Rosaceae.
AGAGAAAGCCUCGAAGAGACAUGGGAUCUGAUAAACAACAGAUGAGAGAGAAAGCUCGAAGAGACAUGGGAUCUGAUUUCUCUGUCGGUCAACCGGAGCUCUACCGGCAACACUUACACCAACACUGUGCUCAACUGCCUUCGAAGAGUCCAGCCCAGCCUCCAUGCCUCCAUGACGUCCGACGACCAGUGUCGAAUUAGGAUAUGGAUCAUGGAUACAUGACGAAAUAGGACAUGAAUCUUUGCUUUAUUUGGUGGAAUCCUGCUGAAGUUAUGACAUAAAGAUGGAAAUUGAAAAAUAAUCAAAUCCAGGAUUUGAGCAUCUAAAAGCAAGAACCUACUAUUUUGUGAUUGUCUCCAAAUUAAGUUUUACAGAAUUACAGGUCUGGUGCUUUAAUGGGUUUGAUGAGAGAGGAAGAAUUCGCAGAAGAGGAAGAAGAAAGAGAAUGGAGCAGAAGGGCAAAAAUGACAGAGAAAAAAAUUUAUCAAUUAAAGGAUUUCUUUUCUGCUGCCAGAUGACACAUGGCAGUGUGGUGUUAGACCCAGACGCUCCCUGCGCGUGUAUCCAGCAUUCCCCUUCCAUUAAAGUAUGGGAUUCUUUCCCACCUAUUAUGAUGCAAAGCGAUGUGAUACAUAUGGACAUAUGGUACCACCUCCGAUGUCGGUCAGAGAAAUGAGAGAAUCAGAAGUUUUGAAAAAAGAGAGAGAACAUAAAAAGAGCCAGGGACACGUUAGCAAGGGCACGUGUCCUGACACCGCUGGUCACAGGUUACUAUAAAGUGUUGCUUGCCUGCCGGCUAGUCGAAAAAAUCUCACUGCACAUACAGCGAUUAGCAAUCUGGUUGAGAAUGGUAUUGUUGACGUCGUCGGAGGCGAAGAUCCGGAAGGUGUUGGGAUUGGGAUACUGGGUGCAGGGCUUCAGGUGCUUCCCAUGGUUGGCCGUCAACUUCUUCCUUAAGGACGGACUCCAAGUGGACUCCUCCACUCUCCAGCUCCUCCAGAACUCCGCCAAUCUACCCAUGGUCGGAAAGCCCCUUUACGGUCUCGUUUCCGACGCCAUCUACAUUGCUGGCCAGCACCGCAUUCCCUAUCUCGCCCUUGGCGCGUUCUUACAAGCAGUGUCAUGGUUGGCUAUAGCAAUCCUCUCCCAAUCAGGCAUCUCAAUUAGCGCUAUGACCCUAUAUCUCCUCCUCAGUAAUUUGGGUGCUUCAAUUGCUGAGGUUGCCAAUGAUGCCAUUGUUGCAGAGGCAGGAAAACAGCCUGCUUCCUCCAAAAAUCCACAACCAUCAUCCUCGGGCGAGCUUCAGUCUUUUGUUUGGAUGUCUUCAGCAGUGGGUGGAAUCCUAGGAUUUCUCCUAGGUGGUAUUGCCAUCGACAGAUAUGCUCCCCAGAAGAUGUUCCUGUUCUAUGGCUUUCUCCUCAGUGUUCAGUUUUUCAUAAGCAUUCUUGUCAAGGAGAGCUCUAUGAACCUUCCCAAGAGAAGAUCUGAUGUUGGAAUCCGAGAGAAGCUUUCCGAGCUGUCAAUUGCAUUAAGAAAACCUGAGAUUGCUUACUCAAUUACAUGGUUUGCAGCAUCAUAUGCCAUUAUUCCAUCAUUAACAGGCACGAUGUUCUUUUACCAGACACAAUAUUUGAAUAUUGACUCAUCGGUGUUGGGAAUCUCAAAGGUGUUUGGCCAGGCGGCAAUGCUUCUAUGGAGUGUCAUCUAUAAUCGUCACCUGAAACCGGUAACACCGAGGAAACUAAUUUCAGCCAUUCAGGUUACCAUGGCUUUAUUUAUGAUUUCUGAUGCGUUGUUUGCAAAUGGGUUUUACCGGAAUAUGGGGCUGUCAGACAAUUUUUACAUCGUUAUAUUUUCUGGCCUCUCAGAGGUUCUCUUGUUUAUUAAGAUUCUGCCCUUCAGCAUUCUUGUAGCCAAGCUCUGCCCACCGGGAUGCGAGGGAUCUCUAAUGGCAUUUGUAAUGUCUGCAAUAGCAGUUGCGUUGAUUAUGAGCGGAUAUCUAGGUAUUGCGCUUGCAUCUUAUGUUGGGAUCACAGGAAAUGAUUUUUCAGGGCUUCCGCUUGCCCUCCUAAUACAAGCAUUUCUCACACUCUUGCCACUCUAUUGGUCAUCAUGUAUCCCUAUCCUUGAAUCGGAACCUGAUCAUGUAAAAGCAAAACCGAGUAGCAAGAAGGAAUAGCGGAAUCGGGGUUGUGCCCCUAUUCAUGUUUGGUUUGGUAUUUUAGGCUUUUGUACAUUGCUUUGUACAUUAUGCAAGGGCUCGCCCUUACCACUAGAUAAUCUGUAUAACUUAUAGAGGACACUUUCAAAUUUGGAAGGAUCUUUCUUGUACUUGUAUAUUCUUUAGUUUUGUUUUGCUCAUGAAUCUACAAAAUAAAGUUUAUGUUUUA